This is a messenger RNA of Populus trichocarpa (black cottonwood), 630 nucleotides long. RefSeq lists its product as uncharacterized. The transcript has a single exon. The record is from RefSeq and is a predicted model, not a curated record. Bases 149 to 490 code for a protein of 113 amino acids. Lineage: Eukaryota; Viridiplantae; Streptophyta; Magnoliopsida; Malpighiales; Salicaceae.
UCUCCCUCUCUUGCUAGCCACACCGAGCCCUGGUGGGAUUUUUGCUCCAUUUCUCUGAAAGAUCAUCUACCAAUCAAGAAGUCGAGCUAGAAGUCAAAGCAAUCAAGAUUCUUGAACUGGGCUCUCUUCUUUUUGUUGCUUGUUGAAGAUGAUGAAUUUCAGGAGCUUAGAUGAGUUUUGGUCGUUCUAUGUGACUCAGCAUUCAAAACCAUCAACAAGACGUUGGCAUUUUGUGGGCACUCUUGCAAGCAUGCUGCUACUGCUGAACUCUCUUGUUUUCAAUUUGUGGUUUUUGUUCUUGGUGCCAUUCGUUGGGUAUGGAUGCGCCUGGUACAGCCAUUUCUUUGUGGAAGGGAAUGUUCCGGCAACUUUUGGGCAUCCAGUUUGGUCUUUUUUAUGUGAUUUCAAGAUGUUUGGAUUGAUGCUUACUGGUCAGAUGGAUAGAGAGAUCAAGAGACUCGAGAAGAGGCCUGUUUUACAGGGAUUUUGAUCAUGUUCUAAGCACUUUUCUGUUUUACCAAUCAAAUAAUCAUGCAUGGAAAAUCUCAUUCACUCUUGGUGACUUUUUGAGAUUUUACUGUUUCUUGGGAACAUUACAAAAUAAACUAAUCUCUUGUUUCUGUGUUUAAA